GAUUUCUUAGUCUCUAUUUUAGCAGAAAUACUUCUAACUUUCGUUUAAUUAAACAAAUUUGGUACUCACCAUGCCUCGAAGAUGUAAAAUGAAAUGCUAUUUUGGAUGCAAUGACAGUGGUCCAUUUCACGCAUUUCCUAAUCCUGAAAGCGUGAUAGUAGAACACAUAGAGAGAUUCAAUGAUUGGAAAGCAGUGCUAGACUUAGACAUUCAAAAAAUUGGUGACCGAAAAAUUUAUAAUAAUGUACGCUUAUGUGGAAACCACUUCGAAGAUUGUUUCAAAUUACCUAGUGGUCGGCUUACCCAGAAUUCAAGACCAACAUUGUUUUGUAACAAACAAUAUCCGAAUAAUAAAAUAGAUGAAAGCUUAGAUACAUCUGAAACGAGGGAUAAUGUAGAUUCAUGGGAUAUAAAAAAUGGUAACGAUAAAGUUGAACAUGUUCCAAAGGAACUACCGCCUCGCAUUCUUUAUAAAAUAGACGCUGGACCUCCGUCAUGUGCUGUCAAAAUUAUAGCAGACAUUAUUGGCUUAGAAUUCGCAGAGAAGGAAUGCGAUUUUUUCAAACUUGAACAUAAGUCUCCUGAUUUUCUUGAGUUAAACCCGCUCGGUACCCUGCCCACGAUAACGGAUGGUAAAUUCGUCCUUUCAGAUAGUAACGCCAUAAUGAAGUACUUGCUAAGUAAGUACGGAAAAGAAUUAGAAGAGUCCCUGUAUCCGAGCGAUAUCGAGAGUCGAGCGCUAGUCGACCAGGCGCUGUUCUUCAACGCGGGAGUCUUCUUCAUCAGGCUGAAAGCUAUUGCCUUACCUACGGUAUUCGGAAGCCUGCAGGAGCCCACGGCGAAGCAUCUAGAAGACAUCGAGUCAGCGUACGGAGUAAUCGAAGCGUACCUGCGGAAGCACCACUACAUCGCGACCGACCACCUCACCAUAGCCGACAUCGCCGUUGGCUGCACCGCUUUCGCUCUAAGAGGAGUGUUGGAAAUUGAUGAAAACAAGUUCCCAGGUAUGAUAAGAUGGCUUCAAAUUCUGAGCGAAGUUCCGAAAAUCAAGAAACAUGGUGUUUCUGGUGGUGAUUUACUCGCAGAUAUAUUAAGAAAACAGUGGAAAAAGAACAAGAAUGUAGAAAAAAUAUAUGAUAUUGAUAUAUCCUAUGGUAUAUCCUAGUUGCUGCUGAAUGCUCCAUGCAACAUGAUACUACAAGAAGACUGUCCGUUCCCUGUGGUUUAUGUGUGAUCUCAUAUAAAUAUACCACAGUUAAUGAUUCCAAUCUAGGACUGUGUCGCGUUGUCAUGGCUGCUAGAAGACUAGUAUGAGACAAACAGUGUACAAGAAGUGAGUACAUGGAGACCCUAAAUGCCAGACGUAUUUAACAAAGAUACUACUGACACUGAUCUGGUACUAAAUGUGGUCUGUCAGACAAUAGUUGAGUCGUCAACCGCAUUGUGUAACAAUGAGAUCAAUGGAAAUAUGGAGAUUAUUACUUUAUCUCGAUUACUUCCUCGUAUGUAGAUGUAAUUGCUACGUGAGGUGACAGCAGAAUCUUCUUUGGGGAUUUUUUUUUACUCUGCUUAUUCCCUGGUAGCCUGAGGGGCCAUU
This is a messenger RNA of Bombyx mandarina (wild silkworm), 1597 nucleotides long. RefSeq names its product glutathione S-transferase 1. NCBI's taxonomy places the organism in Eukaryota, Metazoa, Arthropoda, Insecta, Lepidoptera, Bombycidae. Gene Ontology annotation, biological process: glutathione metabolic process. Gene Ontology annotation, molecular function: glutathione transferase activity. The record is from RefSeq and is a predicted model, not a curated record.